AUGAAUUUGUUCAACAAAAAAGUAAGGAAGGCGUCCGAGCAGUUGACGAUCCCGUCAAUGCCAUCGAUAAGGAGAAAGGACAAAGAUUACAAGUGUUUUUAUUGCAAAGGGGAUAUUAACAAAGAUUCAGAUUAUCGCCAGGAGUCAAAUGGGGUGAACUUGUAUCAUACCAAAUGCCUAACCUGUCACCAAUGCAAGCAUGACUGCUCGUCGGAGUUUUACAUUACCUUCAAGAAGAUCAAUAGACAUUAUUUACCGAUGAUAUACUGCAAAAGAGACAUGAAUGAGGUAUGCCAUGCCUGUGGAGAAUCGAUUGAGAAAGGAGGGCUUGUGACCUAUUUAGAAAACAAGUACCAUGAAGAGCAUUUCCGCUGCUCCGAAUGUUUGAAAAUAUUGUCGUUGGACGGCCAAGUAUUCGAAUUGAAACGGAAAUUGUACUGUUCCAAACAUUUCAUUGUCGAAUAUCGGAAAGAAAAAGUUAAUCAAGAAACUUUUUUGCAAAAUAAAGAAAUUCGCAAGAGUAGAAUCCAUAGUGAUUUGUACCACGGAUUCAGUUUAGAUUAUUAUAUGGAAGACGACGACGACGACGAAGACAGCGAGGGUUAUGGCGAAGAAGACGCGGAGUUUCACCACGAUAAUUUGGAUAUUCGAGAUUUCAGCAAAAAUGACUACUCUACUAAAUACUGCGGCGGUUGUAACACCAUGCUUUUGGCAGGGAGUAAUAUAAAAGACGUACGGUUUUAUAAUUCUGAUAAACGAGAAUACUGGCACCUUGAUUGUCUUACAUUGUUCAAGAAAUAUAAAGUGAUAUUGAGUCCGAAGUUCGUCGAUCCAAGACGAUUUAUAAUGUUCAACAAAAAUGCCAGUAGUAUCAAUUUGAAUGCGGUACUCCGAAAUAUUUCCCAAAAAUUGGAUUUAUAUUUUGAAAAACUCGAGCUGGAAUUCAAUUUCAUUGGGGUUAACAUCAAUAACCGCGACAAAGUGGGAUUGUUUCAAAAUUUUAAUAACCUACUAUCACAAAUCCAACUUCUAUUCAACGCGACCCAAGACAUUUUCUUCGUCAUUGAAGACCAUUAUACCGCAAUUAGACGGUACAAAUUCACAGAAGCAGAGUCAGAAAACGGAAGCGGCAACCUGUUGGAAAAAAUCAAUUUCACCAGGUACACCACACUAAAGGAAAAACAUACCCGGAUUCAUAGCUUAUUCGCCGAUUUAUUAAGAACUAGCAUUUCUGAUUAUGAGAUGCAGGAAUUUGGCACGAAAUUAGUGAAGACUAUCGAUUAUGUCAUUGCCUUUGUACUUCAUAAGAUCCUUGUUUAUAAUUACCUUACUAAAGAGAACCAUUUGCUUCAGCUAUUUCUUGAUAAAUUAAACUCUGAAAUCGUGGUGAUGGAUACUCAUACUGAGGCCGAGAAUUCCAUGGAGGAAAAUAGAGAAAUCUUGAAAGAGUAUAUCUCCCAAGAACCUCCUGUCAAUACUGAUUUUCUAAACUUUGAUCAGGAAACCAACGCUAGCUUGCUAAGCGUUAACCGAAGCAUCAAUGUCAAUGAUAAAUCCGGCGCUUUGGAAGAAUCAAGUAUACCUGAUACCACUACAGAAAACACCAUUGAUAAGCCACUCAAUAAGGAUAAUAAUAAUGAUAAAAAUACUAAUAACAUUUUGUUGGCUAAUACGGGCGACCAAGUUUCAGACUUUGAUAGUAUUGAUAAGACAGUUAUUCCCGAGGAUUUCGAAAUACAGUUGAAUGGUAGAACCCCUUUGCACGCUAGAGAUGAUAACGAUUUCCUGGACCCAGUGUGCAGCAAAUGUCAACAAGAAAUCAAACUCGAAUCAUUUAUUUUUCAAAUAUCGGGUGAGGGUGAAUCACAAAAGAUUUUUAGGUUUCAUAUGAAUUGUGUCGAACCCCAGGAUUUUAUGGGAGCGAUGGAUGUGCCAAAUAUCAUUGACGCUUAUGGACUGGCAGACAUAGAUGGUGCAGAAAAGAUGAGCUCUUCAAAAACACAGAUUGAAUACGUCUCAGUUUAUGAUCAAACUAUUGAUUCGACAAAAAGACUUUUGAAAAGUUGGUUUUCGAAGCAGCUUACGAAACAGCCGCCUUCGCCAGUCAUUUAUAAUUAG
Molecule: messenger RNA, 2118 nt
Organism: Saccharomycopsis crataegensis
Lineage: Eukaryota; Fungi; Ascomycota; Saccharomycetes; Ascoideales; Saccharomycopsidaceae
Exons: 1
Coding region: 1-2118 (705 amino acids)
Source: RefSeq, a predicted model, not a curated record